AUGGACGAUCUGUUGCAGACGCUGGGCCUCAGCAGAAACAACGCUCCUGAGGACAACGCCGUGUGUUUUGCGCUCUACCCCGCGAACUGCGCUGGAGCCACAGAGGAGGACCUUGAUGCAUUGCGCAUCGACUGCAUGGCGGCCGUGUUGCCCCACAUAGAGCGCUACGUCUGGCAGCGGGACGCGUUCACGCUCACCUCGAGCCUGCGCAGCCCGCCUCCAUGGGAGCGCCCUCGCCCGCCCGGCCGCCGAGCCGCCGAGCGACAGCAGCAGCAGGAGCAGCACGAACAGCAGCAGCCGCCCGCCCCGAAGCGCGGCCCUCCGUGCCUGUGGGGCGCGGUCGCUUUCGGUGACAGCGUGGAUGACGAGUGGUUUGUGGCCUGGCUGGCCCUUGAGCUGACGAGGCGCUUUGAGGGGCUGGCGGCACGGGUGUGGGACGAUGACGGCGAAUUCCUGCUGAUUGAGGCCGCCUACUCCCUCCCCCGGUGGCUCAAGCCCGAGGUCGGCGCCGGCCGCGCGUGGCUGCUGGGCGGCCGCCUGCACGUCGUGCCGCUGCCCAGCGCCCGCCACCCCACGCUGCCGGCGAGCCCCUCGACGGCCGAGGCGCUGGCGAUUGUGCGGUCCGAGGUGGUGGACACCCUCGCGCCAAGGAUCGAGGCGCCCGUGCUGCAGCGGCUGUCUGGCUACCCCGCAGCCGCGCGCGCCAACACGCACACCGCGCGCGCGCUGCUGCCGCGCCGCGCGGCGGCGGUGCUCAAAGGGGAGCCGCAGCUGAUCGGGCCGGCGGUGGAGGCCUUCUACUGCAGACUGCCAGGCGCCCCUCUGGGUUAA
Messenger RNA from Monoraphidium neglectum, 831 nucleotides. RefSeq names its product putative Protein SGT1. Gene Ontology annotation, cellular component: nucleus. The transcript is spliced from 5 exons. Bases 1 to 831 code for a protein of 276 amino acids. The record is from RefSeq and is a predicted model, not a curated record. NCBI's taxonomy places the organism in Eukaryota, Viridiplantae, Chlorophyta, Chlorophyceae, Sphaeropleales, Selenastraceae.